Molecule: messenger RNA, 1150 nt
Organism: Sinocyclocheilus anshuiensis
Lineage: Eukaryota; Metazoa; Chordata; Actinopteri; Cypriniformes; Cyprinidae
Gene: cdkn3
Product: cyclin dependent kinase inhibitor 3
Exons: 9
Coding region: 15-569 (184 amino acids)
Biological process (GO): dephosphorylation
Molecular function (GO): protein tyrosine phosphatase activity
Source: RefSeq, a predicted model, not a curated record
UCGCUGACCAUCUCAUGUUUGCAUGUAGAAAUACUGGGGCAAUGAGGACAAGUGAGUUUGAUUCAUCUGACGAAGAGGACUUUGGUGAAGAGGAAGCUACACCUUUUCAGAUCUCAUGGUUGUCUCUGUCAGUGGUGGAGUGUUCCCAGUCUCUUGGCAUUUGUUCCUUACCUGGAUGCAGAUAUAAAGAAAUCAGAAGAAACCUGCAGAAAGAUGUUGCGGAGAUGCGUGAUCAGGGUGUGGAGGACGUGUUUGUGUUCUGUACCAGAGGAGAGCUGGUGCGCUACAGGGUGCCCUGUCUGUUAGAGGUUUAUUCUCAAGAUCAUGUGCUUAAAAUUCAAUUUUGUUAUGGAGGCCUGGGACGCUCAGGGUUAAUUGCUGCAUGUUUGCUGCUGCAGCUGUCUGUCUCCAUGACGCCCAGUGCUGCUCUAGAGAUCCUGAGGGAGCUGAGAGGAGGCGGAGCCAUUCAGACCAUCAAGCAAUACAACUUCCUUCAUGAGUUUCGUGAGAAGUUUGAAGCAUAUCAAGAAACCAAAGAGCGGCUUUCAGAGAGAUCAGUGUCCCGAUGAUCAACCUGACAUCCAGAUGAUGUAAAAGCAGAAAAAAAGACAAAUUACUCUAAUUGGUGUUUUUGCUCUAUAGAUUUCCUCUACUUUAUGAAUGCAUUUGUUUCUUUUCUGAUGGCACUUUAAAAAUUCUGUAUUUUUAUAAGUCGAUCUAAUAAUGUGCUUAAUAUAUAACUUUAAUUUUGCAAUUAAAUGGGUCUUGUUCAGUAAGUGAGUCUCCUGUGUGUGAGAAACACUUGUCGGAAAUUAUCAACACCCAAACAAACAAUUUUGUGAAUAUGUGUGUGUGUGUGUGUGCUGAAACAAACUGUGUUUGAACAUAGUCCUGGCUGUGUAAAUAAGGGAAAAAACAAAGUGGAUUGGACUGUUCAGAACGAGCACCAUAACACUCUUGUAGCUAAUCAGCAAUAGGGGCGUUUACGCUCAUGAUGGGGAGGAGAGAGCGUGAGCAAGCGGGAGAUUUGACUAGACUGUUGAAGAAGAGAUGGCUGAGACAUUAACUUACCUAGAUCAAAAUUCAGAGGAAUAUCAUUGGAAAAAGAAAGCUUACAAUCAGGCAAACUCUCAGACCCGUGUUAAUAUGG